Molecule: messenger RNA, 2547 nt
Organism: Aplysia californica (California sea hare)
Lineage: Eukaryota; Metazoa; Mollusca; Gastropoda; Aplysiida; Aplysiidae
Exons: 2
Coding region: 239-1660 (473 amino acids)
Biological process (GO): neuropeptide signaling pathway
Cellular component (GO): membrane
Molecular function (GO): neuropeptide receptor activity
Source: RefSeq, a predicted model, not a curated record
UAUACUUUGCAGUGCUCAUUUCCUGAGACGAACCUUGAGGCUUCUAUUAAUUCUUGUGUAUUCUCUUAGCGCGGCACAAUUAGCAGCUCUGAGUGUUUGGAAAGUAGCCGGUGAGCGGAGUGAGGAGUCGGCACGCGACGGUCGUACUUAAUAAAUGUUAGUACAUUGUACUAUGUGGUUUUGAUUCUCAUUCCAGUUGUCAAGACUAGAUUGGCGCUCGUAAAGCUAAGAAAGCAAGAUGUCGAACAUGUUGCUAGCCAGCAACUCAACAGCGGUUGGACUGACAUCUCCCCACCUGUCAAACAACGACCAGCUUCUGCUGACCUGGAGAAAGGUCAAGGUCUUAGACCUCGUCCCGAUCCUCGUCCUCGACUCCCUCUACAUGUUUUUCGGGGUCAUAGGUAACUCCGUCGUCUGCUACAUCUGCUACUUCCGGAUGCAGCGAAACGUCAUCAACAACUUCGUCCUCUCUUUGGCUGGUAUCGAGCUGUUCGGCUGCAUCUUCACCAUACCGGUCAGUAUUACAGAGGUCGUGAACGCCUACUGGUUCGACUUUCCCAAACUGUGUAAAACUGAGAGAUACUUCAGAAAGUUCGUGAUAUUUUCUUCGGCCUGUAUAUUGGUAGCCAUUGCAGCCGAGAGGUAUCUACGAAUCGUGAAGCCGCACCGACCCCACGUGACCAUACGGGGGUUCCAGAAGGCUUUGUGUGGCGCGCUAACCCUCUCGUUUAUCAUAGCCAUACCGGAAGCGAUUCUAGCCGGAAGCGAAACCGUCCGGACGCCGCACGGAAAUGGGGUCGUGUGUUCUACGUACCACUCGGACCAGUUCAGGGGGACCAUCUAUCCACAGCUCUGGGCCUUUUUCGUCGUCCUUGUUUACAUCGUCUCCACAUCCACCAUAGCAGCCAUCUAUUUCAUCAUCGCAUCCAAAAUCUGGACUCGUGGAAAAGUACCGACAGACGGAAGGUCAAGGCCAAACACUCCCGAUUCCACACUGCAGCGUCGGGUCCGACCACGUAGAGCCAGCAGCAGCUUCAGUUGUCCCAAAAUGCCGCUCAAAGAGAACGAAUUCAUCCGAGCAUGUGUAAGCGCCAAGUCGAAAUCUCGAUGCAAUAACAACAUGGAGUUCUACACAGCGAAGACUUUGCCCUUGCGUCGACACAGCGAGGACGAUAUGCUGGAAACCAAACAGAAGAGAGGGAUAUCGUUCAUCGAGGAUAUUUUCCACACCACUUCCAACAACCCGAAUUUUGAACAGACAAUAGAACGGGAGCAGUUCAGCCUUGACCUUCUCUCGCCUCACACCUUGUCGCCUGUGGGAAGUUUGAGGCGGAGGAGCGGGUAUUCCCGAAAACGCACGACGUUCAUCAUGUUCGUGAUGACGUUGACGACGGCUGUGAGUUACCUGCCUCACAUAGUGGUCAUGUUACACCGGCUCAACAACCCAGGCGUGGAGACCACUCUGUCCCCGGACAUGUCCGUUUUCUUCUAUUUCGCCUGGAACUCUUUCUUCAUCAGCCUCUCCUGCCAUCCGUUUGUCUACGGAUUCUGGAACGGACGUUUCAAGCUAGCAUUGGCCGGAGUCUGGCUAGGUUUCAAGCGCGGCAGGGGAGGAAAGGGAGAUAGAGAAAGUAGCAGUACAAACCCAAGGAAUAGUUAAUAGCAAAACUACUUCCAAGAGCUUUACAGAAAACUCAAAACAGACUCACUCUACUAAUACUAUGUAUUAUGUGAAUGAUCUUGAGGCGUCCUGUCUACGAAUUAAGGUACAUUUGGUACCUCACGAUUAUACAUACCGCUCACAACCAUGCCGGAAGAGCAUCUUACAGAGACAUGCAAAAUGCAACCCGGACAAACACAACGGAACGUGAGACACGCGAGUGAGGGAGGUGGAUCUUCCAUGAUUUUUACAAGGUCGGGAUCAAUAACUAAGUCUGUUGACGCCAUAGACUUGAAUUAUGAUAUCCUAGACCGUGCACUGACAUGGCCGCCGCUUUUGCUCUCUAUAAAAAAAGAUCUAGACGAAGGGCAAGAGGGAAAUGCGAAGCGUGCGACCUCGCAUCGUGGGGACGCGAAUGAAGAGUAAAACACCACAAGUCCUGCUGUAGUCGAGGGCACGCGGCGCAUUUCACCCUUGUCCUUCGUCUAGCUCCAAUUGAGUCAAAUUAUGGUGCACUCCAUAGUGAACGGAAAUGACGCUGGUGUGCACAAUCUAGGACACCAGCAUAUUGUGUUUCUAUGGUUGACGCAAUUCUUUUCCAUAGGCAGUGGCUUUACAAAUAAGACGUAAAUAAUUAUGUCGUCUCUUAUUGAAAGACACGAAGCAAGCAAGGCCUUCCGUUUCGGUGCCCAAACUGUGUUUUCCUUGACUACGUCGUUUCAACUUACUACUAUUGGUGUCACAGAGGACCCUUGUUCCUGGUGUUUGGUUUUUAGUAAGGUUUUACGGCGCUCAAAACUGUAUAAUGUCACAAUAUGGGCGCAAAGGGGUGGAUGUCAACAGAGAAGUCCAAACGGGGAAUCAGGCUUACCCUGCUCACCUCUCUC